Molecule: messenger RNA, 447 nt
Organism: Symbiodinium pilosum
Lineage: Eukaryota; Dinophyceae; Suessiales; Symbiodiniaceae
Source: the annotation of a GenBank genome assembly
AUGAACGAGCUCAGUUCCAGGUCGCACUCUGUGUUUACUCUGAAAGUCGAAGCCUCCAGCACCACUGCCGGUGGUGUCACGUCCACGAGAGUUGCGAGGCUCAACCUCAUCGACUUGGCUGGGUCUGAGCGUCAAACCUUUGAUCCUCACCAUCCCUCGGCGCACGAGAGCAUCCGGGUGAAGGAGGCGGGUGCGAUCAACAGAAGCCUCAGUGCCCUCACGAACGUGAUAAUGUCCUUGUCGCGCAGUCGGCGAAAAUCCUCGGCUGGGCAACGCCAGCCCUUCGUCCGGUAUCGGGAUAGCAAGUUGACUUUUCUUCUUCGCGACUCUCUCGGUGGAAACUCCAAGACUGUCAUCGUUGCUUGCAUCAGUCCAUCUGCCAUGUGCUUCGGCGAGACGCUGUCCACCCUGAAGUUUGCAGCCAGAGCAAAGCAUAUCCGCUGCGCA